AUGGAUUCAUUAAAGUUGCCACAAACAGCUGCUCAAGCUAAAGUAUUUACCGCUCCAAAUUCCAUUUUAUUUCCUAAAGGUAUAGAUGGCGAAGAAGGUCUUGACGAGAAUGACAACAAGGACUUUAAUGCUAAUGGAACCAACACUACAGUCAAGAAGGAAAAGAGUGCUGAUAUAAUCGAGUCAAAGCAACAGGAGGAUGAUGGUGCCACGUCAGGAAUUGUUCCUACUUUACAAAAUAUAGUUGCCACUGUCAAUCUAGAUUGCCGGUUGGACUUGAAAACAAUUGCGUUGCACGCUCGUAAUGCCGAGUACAAUCCGAAGCGUUUUGCUGCUGUUAUUAUGAGGAUAAGAGAUCCCAAAACAACAGCUUUGAUUUUUGCUAGUGGUAAAAUGGUUGUUACUGGUGCCAAGUCGGAAGACGAUUCUAAAUUGGCCUCGAGAAAAUAUGCUCGUAUUAUUCAAAAAUUGGGAUUCAAUGCAAAGUUUACCGACUUUAAGAUUCAAAACAUUGUUGGUUCAUGUGAUGUCAAGUUUCCCAUCAGGUUGGAAGGGUUGGCAUUCUCGCAUGGUACUUUCUCUUCAUAUGAGCCUGAGUUGUUUCCUGGUUUGAUUUAUAGAAUGGUGAAGCCUAAAAUUGUGCUUUUGAUUUUCGUUUCUGGGAAAAUUGUGUUGACGGGUGCGAAACAGAGAGAGGAAAUCUAUGCUGCUUUUGAGGCUAUAUAUCCGGUGUUGAGUGAAUUCCGAAAGUCUUAG
Molecule: messenger RNA, 756 nt
Organism: Lodderomyces margitis
Lineage: Eukaryota; Fungi; Ascomycota; Pichiomycetes; Serinales; Debaryomycetaceae
Gene: TBP1
Product: TATA-binding protein
Exons: 1
Coding region: 1-756 (251 amino acids)
Biological process (GO): DNA-templated transcription initiation
Molecular function (GO): RNA polymerase II general transcription initiation factor activity; DNA binding
Source: RefSeq, a predicted model, not a curated record